UUUUGGGUGAGGGCGGGAAGGCACAGCGUGAAGCCAGGGUGGCGUCACAAUGGGCACGACUGCGUGGAAAGAGAACUCGAGAUGCCGCGCUGCCGCCAUUUUUCCUAAGUUCUGAUUAUGUACUCUCUGCCCUCCUCAGUUGUGAUCCAUUCUAAUGGGCCCUCAAAGGGCCAGUUCUGCCCCCUUGUGCCCUGAGGCCCGCCCUGCGACCCCUAGGCCCGGGGUGGGGACGAUCGUGAGCGUGAGUUGCUGCGCGUGACCAGACCCGAUAGGAGAGGCGAGUGUCCUGAGGCCGGCGCUGGUGGUUCCCAUGGCACCACCUUUGGCUCCGCUCCCUGCACGGGCUUCGAACCACUUAGGGCCCAAGUGCGGGGAGCCCUGGGCUGUAACCUUCGCCGAUGUGGCCGUGUACUUCUCCUCGGAGGAGUGGGGGUGUUUGCGCCCCGCGCAGAGAGCGCUGUACCGGGACGUGAUGCGCGAUACCUACAGCCUCCUGAGCGCGCUCGGAGGCGGAGGCACCAAGCCAGCGCUGAUCUCUUGGGUGGAGGAAGAGGCUGACCUGUGGGAUCCAGAUGCCCAGGAUCCAGAGGUGGCCAAGUGGCCGACAGAAGCAGACACAGAUUCUAGAAAUAAGGAAGAGAAAAAAGAAAAGAAGGUGACUGAAGUACUGGAGAAGACAUUUUCUAUGGACUCCCGGUCUCUUAGACUGAAGGCCCCCCAGUUCUCCUCUGCUGGCCUCCCUUAUAGCUUGAAGCAACCCUCCAAGGCACAUCAUCGGGGUCGCCCUCCACUCCGUGCCCACCCUUCUGUCCCACGAGCAGACCAGCGUCAUGGCUGCUAUAUGUGUGGAAAGAGUUUUGCCUGGCGCUCCACACUAGUGGAGCAUCUCUACACGCACACAGGCGAGAAGCCUUUCCAGUGUCCUGAUUGUGGCAAGGGCUUGGGCCGGGCUUCAUCCCUGAGCAAACACCGAGCCAUCCACCGAGGGGAACGGCCCCACUGCUGCCCUGAUUGUGGUCGGGCCUUUACACAGCGCUCAGCUCUUACCACUCACCUUCGGGUCCACACUGGUGAAAAGCCCUACCGCUGUGUGGACUGUGGCCGUUGCUUCCGCCAGAGCUCUGCUCUCCACCAGCACCAGCGGGUACACAGUGGCAAGACCCCUUUCCCCUGCACAGACUGUGGUCGUGCCUUUGCCCAUUCCUCAGACUUGAGGCGCCAUGUCCGCAUCCACACAGGCGAGAAACCCUAUUUCUGCCCAGAUUGUGGGCGCUGCUUCCGACAGAGCUCGGAAGUGGUAGUCCACAGGCGUACCCACAGCGGCGAGCGCCCCUACCCCUGUCCUCAGUGUGGCAGGUGCUUCAGCCAGAAGUCAGCCAUGGCCAAGCACCAGUGGGUCCAUCGGCCAAGAAUCGGGGGCCACAGGGGCAGGAGAGGCAGCGAGUUGCCUAUGUUCCUGACCCCUGGCCCUGGAGACCUAGACCCACCUGUGGGCUUCCAGCACUACCCAGAGAUUUUUCAGGAGUGUGGGGGACAACCUCAAAAGUGACAAGGCAAGGGUGAAAGUCUAGACAUUGUCUAAGGCCCCCAAAUGAACUCAGGACAAGCCUCUGUGGCAGCCUUGAGGGUCACAGAAGAUCUACAAGCCCUGCACUGGGGCUAGUCUCAUUGGCCCUUCAUCAGCUUCAUCUGCUGAUACUUUGUUCCCCAUAGCCCUAAACUAGCCUAUAGAAGGGCUCCCUCUUACAAGGCAGGGCUGAGGUAAGAACUUGCACUAGACUUUGUUGGAAACUUUGUUGAGUGAGUUUUUUUUUUUUUUUUUAAGUACCGGGGAUUGAACUCAUGACCUCAUGCUUGCCAGACAGGCGCUUAUGCCGCUGAGCUAAAUCCCCAACCCCUAAGUAUCUUUAAAUUUAUUAUUAUUUUGGUGCUGGGGAUAAAACCUAGACUUAGAUUUGCUAAGAAAGUGUUACCACUGAGCUGUAUCCCUAGCCCCACCUGUGCUCUCCCUUUUUGGAGGUACUAAAGAAAAGAGUCAACUCAGAUUCUGUACGCUAUUUUGCUAAAUUGCUAAUUGCUAAAUUGGACUUGAACUUGUGCAUCUUUUUUUUUUUUUUUUUUUUUUUUUUGUCUUUUUCCUUUUUAUCAGUACCGGGGAUUGAACUCACAACUACCUGCUUGCAAGGCAGGCGCUUAACCACUGAGCUAAAUCCCCAACCCCAAACUUGUGCAUCUUUUGCCUCAGCCUCCCAGUGCAGGGAUGACAAGCAUGUACCACCCAGAACAUGCUGGGAUUACAGACCCAGUCACCCAGCACUUCAGAAAUUUAUUUUGAAAUCCAGGUGUGACACACAUUUGUAAUCCCAGCACUUGGGAGUCAGACAAAAGGACUACCAUGAAUUUGAGGCCAGCCUAGACUACAUAAUAAGACCUCAAAACAAACAAACAAUAUAUAUAUAUAAUUUAUUUUGAGAUGGAGUCUUAAAUUAUGUUACUCAGAGAUUAUAGGCAUCUGCUACAGUGGCUGGCUUUGAUCCAUUGUCUCUUUAAUCCAGAAGUAAAAACUGGUGGCCUGGUCCUGAAUUGGCCCUGCAGGUACUUUACUUUGAUGCGAGCAGUAUUUUCAAAUGUUAUAAAUUAAUGGUCAAGAUUGAAAAAUCAGCAACAGGUGUGGUGCUUACUUAAAGUGCAUUUGGGAGACUGAGGCAGGUAAAUCACAAGUUUGAGGCCAGCCUGAACACAGUGAGUUCAAGGCCAGCAUGUCUUAAAAACAUUUAACAUUCAGUUUACUGAACACAAAAACCCAGGACUUUGGCUUGAAAAAUACAAAGAUUUGGCAACUUGACCUAAGUUUCCAUAAAGUCACAAUUUGGGGGAGCUGAGCACCAGUUGAGUUCGCAAGCCAUUGUCUGUAGUACUUUAAUUUCCUGAAUCAGAGAUGGUGUGUAUGUGAGAUAAGAUGACAGGAAGGAAGUAAAGGGAAGCAUUUUUCACA
This is a messenger RNA of Cavia porcellus (domestic guinea pig), 2995 nucleotides long. RefSeq names its product zinc finger protein 764 (gene Znf764). Lineage: Eukaryota; Metazoa; Chordata; Mammalia; Rodentia; Caviidae. The coding region runs from base 311 to 1549 and encodes 412 amino acids. The transcript is spliced from 3 exons. The record is from RefSeq and is a predicted model, not a curated record. Gene Ontology annotation, biological process: regulation of DNA-templated transcription.